This is a messenger RNA of Paralichthys olivaceus (Japanese flounder), 6767 nucleotides long. RefSeq names its product ATPase sarcoplasmic/endoplasmic reticulum Ca2+ transporting 3 (gene atp2a3). Gene Ontology annotation, biological process: calcium ion transmembrane transport; intracellular calcium ion homeostasis. Gene Ontology annotation, molecular function: P-type calcium transporter activity; ATP binding; ATP hydrolysis activity. Lineage: Eukaryota; Metazoa; Chordata; Actinopteri; Pleuronectiformes; Paralichthyidae. The record is from RefSeq and is a predicted model, not a curated record. Gene Ontology annotation, cellular component: membrane.
GCAGGAGGGAGUAACCGAGCGGCGGGGAGGCGCUCCGCACACAGAGCACACCUUCAGAUGGAGGAGAUGAAGUAGCAGCGGCAGCAGUCGACCGACAGAGGAACAACAACGUCUGUGCCGAAGAUCCGGAGGUUUGUCUUCAGGGGGGACAGCAGGUGACAGAGCGAACCGAGCGAGCCUCCGCCGCCCCGAAGCGUCCACACCGGUGGUGGAGACGUUUGACCUCCUUCUUCCCUCCAGCAACACCCUCCGAUUACCACAAUACAUGCAUUUCGAUACUACAUGCCUUUAAGUCUGAUUGUCUAAGCCUGGUGCAUCAAGAUGGAAAAUGCGCACACAAAAUCGGCGACCGAAGUUUUAGACAACUUCGGCGUGAACGAGAACACUGGGCUGACUCAGGAGCAAGUCAAAGUCAGUUUGGACAAAUAUGGACCGAACGAGCUCCCGGCUGAAGAAGGCAAGUCCCUGUGGGAGCUGGUGGUGGAGCAGUUUGAAGACCUCCUGGUCAGGAUCCUGCUGCUCGCCGCCUGUGUUUCCUUCGUAUUGGCUCUGUUUGAGGAGGGAGAGGAGACAACCACCGCCUUUGUCGAGCCUGUUGUUAUUCUUCUCAUCCUGAUUGCCAACGCAGUUAUCGGGGUCUGGCAGGAGCGCAAUGCUGAGAACGCCAUCGAGGCCCUGAAAGAGUAUGAACCAGAGAUGGGGAAGGUGUACCGCAUGAACCGCAAGGCUGUCCAGAGGAUCAAAGCCAGAGACAUCGUCCCAGGAGACAUAGUGGAGGUGGCAGUUGGUGACAAGGUGCCUGCUGACAUCAGAGUGACAUCUAUAAAGUCCACCACCCUUCGAGUGGACCAGUCCAUCCUCACAGGGGAGUCUGUUUCCAUCAUCAAACACACUGACCCUGUUCCUGACCCCAGAGCGGUCAACCAGGACAAAAAGAACAUGCUGUUUUCUGGCACCAACAUCGCUGCAGGCCGUGCCAUAGGUGUUGUGAUUGCCACUGGCGUGACCACAGAGAUCGGUAAAAUCCGUAACCAGAUGGUGUCAACGGAGCAAGAGAAGACACCACUGCAGCAGAAGCUGGAUGAGUUCGGACAGCAGCUCUCCAAGGUCAUCUCCCUGAUCUGCGUAGCCGUGUGGGUGAUCAACAUCGGCCACUUCGGAGACCCCGUCCACGGCGGCUCCUGGGUCAGAGGAGCUAUCUAUUACUUUAAAAUUGCCGUAGCAUUAGCUGUGGCCGCCAUCCCAGAGGGCCUCCCCGCUGUUAUCACCACCUGCCUCGCCCUUGGCACGCGUCGCAUGGCCAAGAAGAAUGCCAUCGUUCGCAGCCUCCCCUCUGUCGAGACCUUGGGCUGCACCUCUGUUAUCUGCUCUGACAAGACGGGCACCCUCACCACCAACCAGAUGUCUGUUUGCAGAAUGUUCGUUGUUGACAAGGUGGAGGAUUUUAACUGCAUCCUUCAUGAGUUCUCUAUAACUGGUUCUACAUACGCCCCAGAGGGACAAAUACUGAAAGGAGACAGGCCCGUCCAUUGUGGAGAUUAUGAUGGACUUUUGGAGUUGGCCACUGUGUGCUCCAUGUGCAAUGACUCUUCACUGGACUACAAUGAGGCCAAAGGCGUUUAUGAGAAGGUGGGUGAAGCCACGGAGACGGCUCUCACCACCUUGGUGGAGAAGAUGAAUGUUUUCAAGACUGACCUCUCCGGUCUCAGCAAGGUGGAACGUGCCGGAGCCUGCAACUCUGUGAUCAGACAGCUGAUGAAGAAGGAGUUCACCCUGGAGUUCUCUCGUGACCGCAAGUCCAUGUCCGUCUACUGCACACCAGUCAAGCCGGGCUCCCAGAGCAAGAUGUUCAUCAAGGGUGCUCCAGAGAGCGUGAUCGAGCGGUGUAAGUACCUACGGGUGGGGACAGGAAAGGUGGCGCUGACACCAGACCUGCGUGAGCAGCUUUUGUCUAGGAUCAGGGACUGGGGGACAGGCAGGGACACCCUGCGCUGCCUGGCUCUGGCCACUCAUGACACCCCACCACGCAAAGAGACCAUGGACUUGGAGAAUUCCAACAAGUUUGCAGAUUAUGAGUUGAGUCUCACGUUUGUUGGUUGCGUUGGCAUGCUCGACCCGCCCAGGAAGGAGGUGAUCAGUGCAGUGAAACUGUGCAAAGAGGCCGGCAUUCGCGUCAUCAUGAUCACAGGAGACAACAAGGGCACAGCCGUGGCCAUCUGCAGACGAAUUGGCAUCUUCGGGGAGGAGGAGGAGGUGUCUGGAAAGGCCUACACGGGCCGCGAGUUUGAUGAUCUCGCACCUGAGGCGCAGAGAGAAGCCGUCAAACGGGCGCGGUGCUUCGCCCGUGUCGAGCCGGCUCAUAAGUCUAAGAUCGUCGGAUACCUGCAGUCAUUCGACGAGAUUACAGCCAUGACAGGAGAUGGUGUGAAUGAUGCCCCAGCUCUGAAGAAAGCAGAGAUCGGCAUCGCCAUGGGCUCAGGAACUGCAGUAGCCAAGUCGGCGUCUGAGAUGGUGCUGUCUGACGAUAACUUCUCCACCAUCGUGGCUGCCGUGGAGGAGGGCAGAGCCAUCUACAACAACAUGAAGCAGUUCAUCAGAUACCUCAUCUCCUCCAACGUGGGGGAGGUCGUCUGCAUCUUCCUGACCGCCAUCCUGGGUCUCCCCGAAGCUUUGAUUCCAGUGCAGCUGCUGUGGGUUAAUCUGGUGACCGAUGGCCUGCCCGCCACCGCCCUGGGCUUUAACCCUCCAGACCUGGACAUCAUGGACAAACCACCCCGCAACCCAAAGGAGCCUCUCAUCUCUGGCUGGCUCUUCUUCAGAUACCUGGCUAUUGGAGGAUACGUGGGUCUUGGAACGGUGAGCGCUGCCACAUGGUGGUACCUGUAUGAUGAAGACGGCCCACAAGUAACUUUCUAUCAGCUGAGACAUUUCAUGCAGUGUACUGUGGAAAACCCUGUGUUCAAAGGCAUUGACUGUGAGGUGUUUGAAUCCCGCUACCCCACAACCAUGGCCCUGUCUGUGCUGGUCACUAUCGAAAUGUUCAACGCACUCAACAGUUUGUCUGAGAACCAGUCUCUGAUCAGGAUGCCUCCCUGGGUCAACAUCUGGCUGCUGGGAGCCAUCAUCCUCUCCCUCUCCCUGCACUUCUUAAUCCUCUAUGUGGAGCCUCUGCCGCUGAUUUUCCAGGUGACCCCCCUGCACUGGUCCCAGUGGAUCAUGGUCUUGAAGAUUUCCAUCCCGGUCAUUCUCCUUGAUGAGGCGCUGAAAUAUAUCUCCAGGCACCAUCUAGAAGUUGAUGAUGAGAAGAAAUAUCGGAGGAGAUGGCAGUCGAACUAAGACCUCUCCCUCAACACCCUCACUCAGUUAGACACACGCUCGCCCUCUCCCCUUUAUGAGCUAGGAAACCUUUCCUCUCCCCUUGUCCUCGUUCCCCUGACUCCUGCAUGUCCGUCAGACCACCACUAGAGAUGAGCAGGGUUUGCAUGAGUGCAAGAAAGAGAGAGCGUGUGUGUGUUCCUGCGAGCAUGGCUUUGUACAAGUGUGUGAGGGGAUGAACAGCGUGUUUGUGUGUGUGAGAUAGAACAGACAGAUGCAGGGCUGUCUUUAUAGCUGUGAGAGUGAGAAACAACUGCAAAAAAAGGGUAAAAAAUAGAUAAACUGCCCAGGGCUCUGCUUUUUAAAGAUUUCUGCUCAUUGCUUUUUUUUUUGACUGUACAGUACAAACAUAGUGGUGCAGAAACUGGACUUUGGGGAGGGAAGGAGACGGAGGACAGGGGGAUGGAAUUUGUUGGGUUGGAGGAGAGUUGGUUUGAAAUGGGCACAGAGACUGAAUGCUGGAUGAAGAGGUGAAGCCCGCUGUGGAGAAGAGACUGAUGUAGGCACUGGCAAGAGAAGAGCAUCAGAAAGAAUGUUAGACCAGUGCAGAGAGCCAUCACAACUGUGUGUGUCCAUAAGAGUGUUGAAUCUCACGGUACCCCCCAGGCUCCGGCCACCCACACCACUGGCGGCGGAUUUCCAGCUGUGCAGGAGCACGGCCUCAUCAGCACAACACAAUCGUAUCUCUGGCCCAAUCUGCUCCGGCUCUGCUCCUUCAUCGCUCUUCACUCUCACCGUAUACAAACUCCCAAUGAUUGUACUUCAUGCAGACUUACUCUCCUUUCGCUCAUCUUGCUCUCUCGCCGUCUCGCUUACUUGCUCUCUAUCGAGGUGGCAGCUGUGGGCCCGCCCCCUCUCCCGGGGGUUGCGACAUUUACCUGGCUCUCGAGUCGGUGUGUGGAGGUGUCGACACACCCCCCCACCCUCCCACCAGCACCACCACCUAAAGGUGUGAAUAGCUUUACGCUGCUUGGCACGCUUCCUCCAGCUCUUUCAUUUCGAGGGGUUGAGGUCAGCUCACACAACAAAUAAAAACAAAAGAAAAAGAAAGAAAUAAUGUUAGUAGUGUAGUUUUCAGCCUCACUUUAACUUCCAUCUGCUGUGCUGUCAGACAUGUAAAUUAAAGGAGGACCUGAGCAUUUCAUGCAGAAUAACCACCACAGAGCAUCAUGGGGUUCAUGUACCUUUAGUUUCAAGUUAGUUAUUUCGAACCCAGCAGCAUUGCUAAGAUGUGUGUGUGUGUGUGCGUGCGUGCGCGUGCAGCCUUACUUGAAUUGAUUUGACUUGACAGGAUUUACAGUCACGGGAAAUGUAGAUAAAGUAAGUUAAGAAAAUAACUGCUUGACUGUCUUGCUUAUGUACUGGACACAUCCAACAUCCAUGCCUUACACAGCUCACUGCACCUCCACAUUGAAUAUGUGGUCCAAAUGAAUGUGUUCCUGCUAUAGCCUUUAAUUACCUUUGUACUGCCGCCACUCUCUCGUAGUGCCCUGACAGUGAUAACAGACUUUGAAUGUCCUGGACUGAGGCGUGUUCAAUAGGAAACCUUUUUUUUCCUCUAUCUCUCGUGCUUUGUGCGCUGCUCCCUCAGCUCCUCCUGCUCUUUCAGUGCUUUAGCGCUGCUCACUUGGGUAUUGUUUUGUAAUAAAUAAAUAAUAAUGUAUUUGACUGAAUGAACCCACGGGCGUGUGGAUUGUGUCUCAAAGUCUUAAUUAAGGGUCUUGUGUUGGGCCCUGGCGCUCUGUGGACUCGGUCAGGGGUGUUUUUUGGUCUUUUGUGUGCACAUUAAAAAAAAAACUUUGUAAAGGUGCUGGAUGAAAAAUAGGAAAAAUAUCUCACUGUAUCAACUGCUUCCUGUAUAGUUAAUUUGAUAGAAGUCGUCAAGGUAGAGCUGCGGUUAUUAGUUCAUUGAAAAAAGAAAAAAUGGCAACUAUCUCACAUUACAGUAAAUAUUAUUUUGCUGGUCACACAAAACAGGACAUUGUGCUCGGUUUUUUCACAGUUUUCUAUGGCGAUUUGGUUUAUAUGGUUGAUUUACUGAGAAAACAAAGGUGAUGCAAAGAAUAUGUUGUGGCCCUGCUUUACUGCAGCUGUUAGGGUAUAUCUAUAUAAUUCUUUUUUUAAGUAAUCAAACCAGGACUCAUUAAAUCAGUGUGCAGACCUUUAUUCUUUUUCUCCCCUAUUUUCACUUCCAGCCCUUUUCAAUCAGCAGGGCUCAUUUCAUGGAGUAAAAUCUAAAAGCAAAUCCAUUCCCAAAAUCUUCUACAGCCUGAUAUAGCUUAUAGUACAUUAUAUUUUGUCAUUUGGUGAUUUUCAUACAUGAAUAGAACUAGCCAAACCUUGUUGGUGUGAGUCCAGAUAUUUCCACAUCCAUCUAGGGACGAUAAACAACGCUCCCCCAGAAACAAAUACCCAGAUUCUGAAAUAUUUUGAACAGCACCAAUAACCAAUAUAAGGCAAACACAUAAACAGCCUUUAUGUUCCAUGAUUCCUUCAAUUAUUAUUAUUAUUUUCAUGAACGUGACGAUGUGGCACCUCUGUCCUGACCAGCAGACCACCCGUCCCUGUCCCAGCUCUCCAUGGCUCUGUAACAUUCUGGCUCUAUAGGUCUGUAUAGCCUUGUUCUUUACUACUGAAUCCUCAACUCUGUACAGAAGAGGAGAUUAUGAUCGCAUGGAACCCUGUUACUGUAAUAAUAACCUAUACACUAUAUCAUUUUUUUCAUCAUUGAAAUCAACUUAUUGACAACUGAGACUUCCAAAAAAAACAUUUUUUAGUUUUACUUUGAGCUCGUUUUUGUUGAAUAUUAAAACUGUUUCUUCAUUGUUCCCGUUUGGUUUUUACAGUUUCUGGGGUUUUGUGUCUUUUACUGUAGGGAUAAAAGAAUCAGACGUUACCAUGUUAAAGAUAGACAAGAAUCACGCUUCCGCUAAUCAAUGAGGAUCACGCUGAUCAUUUCAGUGAGAGUUGUCCAGUGUGAGAAUGUUCAGGAGCUUGUGAAUGAACUGUGUCUGGUUUACACUGAUGUGAUAAGCAGUGAUGAGUCCUGGCUUAUGAAGUUAUAUGACUGUAAAUUGAAGGGUUUGUUGUGGAUGCAGGCUCUGGAGACCUGCGACAAGCCAGUAUGGUUCUCAGUCAGUCUACCAUCAAUUAAUCAGCAACCCCCCCCCCCUCACUUACAGUGUAGGAGUAAUCAGUUUCAUAUCAGUAACAUUUAAAUAGUAUAGUUCUUAUUGUCUUUGUCUGUACAGACAAGUAAACAGUCUCUAGAGCCUGAGUUCCACAUCUGAGAAAUUAAAAAGGAUUCUCUGUAUUGCCUUGUUAAUAUUAAUUGUGGACACAUAAUUUUAUAAAUGACAAAGACGUGGAAAUAAAGAUUAUUUAUCUUGUUA